This is a messenger RNA of Durio zibethinus, 567 nucleotides long. The record is from RefSeq and is a predicted model, not a curated record. Lineage: Eukaryota; Viridiplantae; Streptophyta; Magnoliopsida; Malvales; Malvaceae.
AUGGACAGAAGUUUGAUAUUGGCCUGGAUUCUGGUCCUCUGCACGGCCAUGGCACCACCGUUUUGCCAAGGUUAUUACUCCAAUACCGUGCCAUAUGUUCCGACGCCAGCAAAAGUAACCCACCUGCACUUCUUUUUUCAUGACACUCUGAGCGGAAAAAACCCUUCUGCAGUGAAGGUAGCCCGUCCAAACAUGACAACCGCUUUCAGUGACACGCUGAUACCCUUCGGCAGCGUGUUCGCCGUAGAUGAUCCACUCACCGUUGGCCCUGACCUAACAUCAGAGGUCGUUGGAAAUGCUCAAGGCAUCUGGGUGUCUACUGGCCAAGAUGUUUCAACUCUGGUAAUGUAUUUGGAUUUUGGUUUUGCUCGGGGUGAAUUCAAUGGUAGCUCUUUCAGCGUAUUGUCAAGGAAUCCAAUUACAAAGACUGAGCGUGAGGUUGCGGUGGUCGGGGGAAGAGGAAAGUUCAGGCUGGCGACAGGGUUUGCACAUCUUAAAACUUACUCUUUAAAUUUCACCAGUGGUGAUGCCAUUGUUGAGUAUAACGUGACUUUGAUUCAUCACUAG